UCUGCUUUUGUUUCUAUUUUUUAUUGUCUAUUUAUUCUAUGUACAUUUAUUGUAGUCCCAUUUCUCGUAGUUUGUAGUAGGCGAAUUUUUAAUUUUAGGAAGUUUUUCUAUUACACACUUAAUGUAGUCUCAUCCUUUGUAGUUUGUAGUUAGGCGGAAUAUUUUUAUUUUUCAAAGGUUUUUAACUUUUCUUUUAAUUAUUAAAACUUGAGCAUUUAAACAACAAAAUAUUUUAUUUUACUCAUUUUUUUAUGAAUAUGGAAGCAUUUUGUGUUAAUGAAAAUACUCCUUUAUUUGAUACCGAAAGUCUUAGAAAUGGAAAUUCAAGUACAAUACCGAGAGUUUCUGAAUGUUAUCAACAAACUACACUUUAUGCUCUUCCUGCUUUUUUCUUGCUAAUUUUUUCACCUCUUGUUAUUUAUGAUUUUAAAAAAAGUACAAAAGGGCCGUUGUUAAGGCGAACACCGACAACUUUAAGAAUUUUUUUAUGUGGAUUUCUUCUUGUUAAUGUUCUCAUACAAAUUGUUUAUUUCUCUGCCACAUUUACUUGGAAUCAAAACUUAAAUCCUUCUUCGACUUCAAAUGGAGCAUUGCCAAUUGCUAAAUUUUUAGCGCUUCUUUUGUUGGAUAUUUCUUUAUUUUUGGCUCUUAUUUUGUUGUUGGGAUGUCGUCGUUUUGGACUAGCAACUUCUGGUGUAUUAUUUAAUUAUUGGCUUUUAUUAGCUGUUUGUGGAAUUCCUCGAUUUCGUGAAUCUGUUGAAUUAUGGUUUGGAGAAAAUGGAAGGGAUAAUAAGGAUUAUUUUGCCGCUUUACUUUUUAUUCUUUAUUAUGUUGUUGUUGUAAAAAUAUUGUUUAUUUCUUGUUUUGCAGACCAUUCUAGAACUGAUGAAAUUAAUCAAAAAACUUGUCCAGAACCUUCCGUUUCUUUUUUAAAUAGAAUUCUUUUUAUUUGGUUUGAUGGUAUUGCUCGGCUUGGAAAUAUGAGAGCUUUAGUUAUUGAUGAUUUAUGGAAUCUUCCUGAGCGUGAUAAAUCGAAACAUUUGACCAAAAAAUUUGAAAGGAUUCGAGAAAAACAAUUUAAAUCAUAUAAUCAACGAAAAAUCAAAAAAGUAAAAACUCCUCUUUUAAAGAAAAAUCAAAAUGGAAUUGAAGAGACUGAAUUAUUGGAGACAAAUGGAUAUAAAACUGACUAUUCUACAAAUAAAAAUGAAUUUAAAGAUAAUUCUUCCCCUCCUUCAUUAAUUUGGGCUUUAUUCCUAACUUUUAAAUUUUCUUUAUUUGGUGCAAUAUUUUACAAAAUAAUUCACGAUUUAUUACAAUUUGCACCUCCAAAAUUGUUAGAUUUACUUUUACAAUUUAUUGAAACACCCGAAGCUAAUAUUUGGAAUGGAAUUGGAAUUGCUGUUUGCAUGUUUUUGUUAAAUUUUAUUCAAUCGAUGUUUAUUCAUCAAUAUUUCCAUAUAAUGUUUCGUAUUGGCAUGAAUGUUCGUUCAAUACUUACUUCCGCAAUUUAUAAAAAGGCUCUUCUACUUUCUAGUAAUGCACGUACAAAACGAACAAUUGGUGAAAUUGUUAAUUUAAUGACUGUUGACAUUCAAAGAUUUCAAGAUAUGGCUUCGUGGAUUAAUUUUAUGUGGUCAGCACCCUUUCAAGUUUUAUUAUCUCUUUUUUUUCUCUUUCAACUUUUGGGUAUUUCUGUACUGGCUGGUCUUAUUUGUUUAGUUGCUUUUAUUCCAAUAAAUGCAAAAUUAUCUUUAGCCAUGAGAAAAUAUCAACAAAAACAAAUGACAUUAAAAGAUGAACGAUUAAAAUUAAUGAAUGAAAUAUUGAAUGGAAUAAAAGUAUUUAAACUUUAUGCUUGGGAAGAGAGUAUUGAAGAUAGGAUUCUUGGAAUCCGUAAAAAAGAAUUACAACUUCUUCGUCGUAUUGCUUAUGUAAAUGCAAUUUCCUCGAUAACCUGGUCUUGUGCUCCAUUUUUGGUUGCUGUUUCAACAUUUACUGCUUAUUUAUUAUUGGAUCCAGCCAAUAAUGUUUUAACUCCGAGAAUUACUUUUGUUGCUUUAUCUUAUUUUAAUAUUCUUCGUUUUCCACUUGCAAUGUUUCCAAUGAUUGGUUCUCAAGCAGUUCAAUGUAAUGUUAGCAAUAAACGGUUGAAAACAUUUCUGGCUGAAGAUGAACUUGAACCUCUACCUUCAAACAAUUCUUUUGGAGAUUCUUCCCUUGCAAUUUCUUUGCGAAAUGCUAGUUUUUCUUGGAGUGAAGAAGAACCAUUAUUUUUAAAAAAUCUUAAUAUUGAAAUUAAACGGGGUUCUUUGGUUGCAGUUGUUGGAAGAAUUGGAUCAGGCAAAAGUAGUUUGUUGUCAGCAAUUCUUGGUGAAAUGUAUUGUAAAUCUGGAACUGUUGAAAUUGAUGGCCAAAUUGCUUAUGUUCCUCAACAGGCCUGGAUACAAAAUAUGUCUCUCAGAGAAAAUAUUCUUUUUGGAAAUACUUUGAAUAAACAAUUAUAUGAUGUUGUUAUCGAUGCAUGUUCUUUACAACAAGAUUUGGAUUCUCUUCCUGGCGGUGAUUCAAUAGAAAUUGGAGAAAAACAAAGAAUUAGUCUUGCAAGAGCUGCUUAUUUGGAUCGUGAUAUUUAUUUUUUAGACGAUCCAUUAUCUGCUGUUGAUUCUCAUGUUGGCAAGCAUAUUUUUGAUAAAUUAAUAGGAUCUAAAAAUGGUUUAUUGAAAACAAAAACUCGUGUUCUGGUCACACAUGGGCUUUCCUUUCUUAAAUAUUGUGAUCAAAUUAUUGUUGUUAAAGAUGGACAAGUCACAGAAUCGGGAUCUUAUCACGAUUUACUCAAAUCCUCUGGCGAACUUUCUGAAAUUAUUGAGGAAUAUGUAUUGAAGCAGCAAUCUACCACUGAUACAAACGAAGAACCAGACGAUGAAAUAAUGGAUGUUCUAGAUGAAUUGGAGAAAAUCCACCCUGAAAAAUCACUUUCAAGAUUGUCGGCUAGACGAGUAACUUCAGAAAGUGAAACUUCUGGUAAAGCAGUAAUGCCUCAACAAAAAGAGUCAACUACAACAAUUCCUCAAAAGAAGCUUAUAACAAAAAUAAUUGAAAAAGAGGAAGUAUUUACUGGUAAAGUUAAAUUCGGAGUCUAUUUGGAAUAUUUGCGAGCAGUUGGAUUGAUAUCUUUGACUUUCUUUCUUUGUAUUUAUUUGUUGUCAAGUUUACUUGGUAUUGCUACCAAUCUUUGGCUUGCUAAAUGGUCUGAUCAGGCAGAAAAGAUCCAAAAAGGAAAUUCUUCUUUUUCUAUUGAGACAAAAUCAAAUUUAGUCAUUUACACUUCGCUUGGAAUAGCACAAGCAUUCACAGUUGCAUUUGGCUCAGUUAUUAUGUCUAUUGGAAUGAUAAAAGCAAGCCGAAAAUUACAUCAAACGAUGUUGAAGAGUGUACUUCGUUCUCCAAUGUCUUGGUUCGACAUCACUCCUCUUGGUCGUAUAAUGAAUCGAUUUGGAAAGGAUGUUGACAGUUUGGAUAGCGAAAUUCCUCGUUCGUUUACUUCAUUUCUCAGAACUUUACUUGCAUCAGCUGAAACGCUAGCAAUGAUUUCUUAUGCGACUCCUCAAUUUAUGUUGUGUGUUGCGCCCCUUGCCAUCUUUUAUGGAUUAGUGCUUCGUUAUUAUGUAAGUACCUCACGUCAAUUAAAACGUCUAGAAUCAACAACUCGAUCACCAAUUUAUUCACAUUUCCAGGAGUCAGUACAAGGUGCUAGCUCAAUUCGUGCUUACAAUUGCGUUGAACGAUUUUUGAUUGAAUCUCAAAAGCGUGUAGAUAAUAAUAUGCUCAUUUAUUUCUCUUCCAUUGUGGCAAAUAGAUGGUUGGCAGUUCGUCUGGAAUUAGUUGGCAAUUUUAUUGUAUUUUUCUCUGCAUUUUCUGCUGUUUUAUUCCGCCAUACUGAUCAUGUAACUGCUGGAUUAGUUGGACUUUCUGUUUCUUAUGCUCUUUCUGUUACUCAAGUAUUAAAUUGGGCUGUUAGAAUGGCCUCUGAAUUGGAAACAAAUAUUGUUUCAGUUGAAAGAAUCAAGGAAUAUAAAGAAACACCAACUGAAGCAGCUUUGGAAACUCCAUCAGAAGUUUUUAAAGAUGAUAAAGGAAAAGAAUUUUGGCCAGAAAAUGGGGAAAUUUCAAUUGAUAAUUUAGCUAUUCGAUAUCGACAAAAUUUGGAUUUGGUAUUAAAAGAUGUUAAUGCGCAUAUUUUGCCUCAUGAAAAAAUUGGAAUUGUUGGAAGGACUGGAGCUGGUAAAAGUUCACUUGUUCUUGCUUUAUUUCGUUUGGUAGAACCAGCUUCUGGUAAAAUUAUUAUUGAUGGAAUUGAUAUAGCAAAACUUGGUCUUAAGCAUUUACGUUCUCGUCUUACAAUAGUCCCUCAAGAUCCAGUACUUUUUUCUGGAACUUUUCGUGAAAAUUUAGACCCUUUUGGUCAUCAUUCUGACGAUGGUAUUUGGACAGCAUUAAAACUUACACAUUUGGAAGAAUUUGUUAAUACACUACCGAAUAAAUUGGAUUAUAAAAUUAGUGAAGGGGGUACAAAUUUAAGUGUUGGUCAACGUCAAUUAAUUUGUUUAGCUCGUGCUGUUCUUCGCCGAUCAAAAAUUCUUGUUUUAGAUGAGGCAGCUGCCUCUGUAGAUCUUGAAACGGAUCAUUUAAUUCAACAAACAAUUCGUCGCCAAUUUGUUGAUUGUACAGUUCUCACAAUUGCUCACAGACUUCAUUCUGUAAUUGAUUCUACAAGAAUUUUAGUUUUUAGUGAAGGCAGGGUUGCUGAAUUCGAUACUCCAAUUAACUUAUUUGCUAGACAAGAUUCUUUGUUUCGUGCUCUUUGUUUAGAUGCUGGUAUUAAUAGUAUUGAUGAUGUAAAAAAUGGAGAAAAUAAUAUUAAAGAAGAAAAUGAUGAAGAAAUAAAACUGAAUUAA
Molecule: messenger RNA, 4961 nt
Organism: Meloidogyne enterolobii
Lineage: Eukaryota; Metazoa; Nematoda; Chromadorea; Rhabditida; Meloidogynidae
Source: the annotation of a GenBank genome assembly